Messenger RNA from Cricetulus griseus (Chinese hamster), 2858 nucleotides. The record is from RefSeq and is a predicted model, not a curated record. NCBI's taxonomy places the organism in Eukaryota, Metazoa, Chordata, Mammalia, Rodentia, Cricetidae.
CCCGAGUGUUUGUCCAGCCUGCCCGCCUGGCUGGGUCUCAGCCUGUCCUCCCUUCUCUUCCUGGACAGCUGCGGGAGGCAAUCGGAAGGUGGCAGGUGCUUGGGCCACCUUGUUUGGGGUCCUGAACAGGCUUGUCGACUGAACAGCCUUUACGGAAGAAACCAUUCUGCUGAGUUUCUGUCCCGGUGGGUCACUACUGCUGGGACAUUCCAGCCUCUGGGAAGGUCUGUGGAGGUGCCCAAGCACCACACUGCUGGGAGCAUACUUGCAAGACAUUUUCAGAAGCUUCUGCUGCAGGUGGAGAAGUUCUUGUGAUCAGCAAACAUGCUGAGACAGAUACUGUCAGACAUGUUCAUAGACCCUGACCUGCUGGCAGAGCUCAGUGAAGAGCAGAAACAGAUCUUGUUCUACAAGAUGAGGGAGGAACAGAUCCGACGAUGGAAAGAAAGAGAAGCAGCCAUGGAAAGAAAGGAGUCCUUGCCAGUGAAAUCCAGACCAAAGAAAGAGAAUGGCAAAUCUGUGCAUUGGAAGCUGGGCGCUGAUAAGGAGGUGUGGGUUUGGGUGAUGGGCGAACACCAUCUAGACAAACCCUACGACUUGCUGUGUGAUGAGAUACUGGCUGAGAGGGAGCAUUUGAGAACAGUGCAGGACUCAACGCUCAGGAAAGCUCAGGCUGCAAAAUCCACCAAUAGCCAAGCACUAGCAAAGCUGGAGCCUCAGAAUGUCACCCAGAAAGCAGCUGCAGAGGAGGCAUCAGGGCAAGGACCCAGAGCAACACCAACCAAGAAUGAAGACAAAGCCCAUACUAAAGAACCCAUAAAGAAAAAAGAAGACGAAGACGUGAAACAAACAGAGGAUGAGAAAACCAAGCAGAUAUACAAGAGCUGGAAGGAGGAUUCCGAAUGGCAGGCAUCGUUGCGAAAAUCCAAGGCAGCUGAUGAGAAACGACGCUCCUUAGCUAAACAAGCACGGGAAGACUACAAGAGGCUGUCCCAAAGGGGAAGGAGCGGAGACGGGCUGCAGAACCCUCUGGCUGGUCCACAGAAGCCCAGAAGGCCUCCUCUUCCCCCGAAGCCCCUGUUCCUGCACCCACUAGGAAACCCUCCGAAGUCCUUAGGGAAUCAGGGAGUCAUAAGGACAGAGUCCAGCUCCACCCAGGAGGACAUCAUCCGAUGGUUCAAAGAGGAACAGCUGCCAUUCCGUGCCGGUUACCAGAAAAACUCUGACACCAUCGCUCCCUGGUUCCAUGGGAUUCUCACACUAAAGAAAGCAAAUGACCUUCUGAGCACAGGUGUGCCAGGAAGUUUUCUGAUCCGAGUCAGUGAAAAGAUCAAGGGCUAUGCCCUGUCCUACCUGUCUGAGGAGGGCUGCAAACAUUUCCUCAUAGACGCAUCUGCCGACUCUUACAGCUUCCUGGGUGUGGACCAGCUGCAGCAUGCCACCCUGGCAGAUUUGGUGGAAUAUCACAAGGAAGAGCCCAUAACCUCCCUGGGGAAGGAACUCCUGCUGUACCCCUGUGGUCAACAAGACAAGCUACCAGACUACCUGGAGCUCUUUGAGUAACAGCUCUAGUCAAGAUCAGCCUUCAGCCAGGUUUUCCUCUGGACAGACACCUCGGAGGUGGACAGUUGCCUGUGAUGCCAAAAUCACUCUGUGACAGAGCCAACAGUGAAGAAUGCCUUUGAGGUUAAUUGAAACCUUGAUUCUGCAUAAAAGCUGGAGUUCAAGUCAAGGGGAUACAUCCUCUCCCCAUCCUCAUUCUGAAAGGAAAAGGGAGAAGUGUACUCAUUUCAGUAACAUCCUAAUAUGAAGAAUAGGACCUUGAAGGAUAUGACCAUCAUGUUGUAUAUAAGAUAAAAUAACAAGGCUAACUUGAAAUGUAUUUUUAGCAGUUAAUAUGUUACUCUAAAAAAAAAGUGAACUGUUUUGUGAUCUACGUGCUCCCUCUUUUGUAUUCAGUCAAAGGUCUCAGCGCCUACUUCCAUGAACUUCUAUCUUGGCUUUAGAAUGCUGGAAAAAGCAUCCUCUCUUGGGGCUGAGAGUAUCCUCAAAAGACAACCAUUUUUGUAUGUAUUGGAGCCAGGAUUCAGGAGACAGAAAAGCAAGUCCCAAUUGGGAAUUGAAAGAGAAGUUUUAACACCUGGUAUGUGAGACUUACCAUGCACAAAACAACAACAAUAAAAAAUAACACACACGGCAUCAGUAGGGAACCACAUUUUAUAGCUUGUUCCUCAGUUUUCUUUGCCUCCCUUAUCUGUGAGUAAAUAUAAAAGAUGGUGUGCAUGGCCAUGCAAGGAGUCAUGUAUUCAUGCUGCGGAGAGAAGAACAGAGUGGUUUGGAUACCACCCAUUGAGAGCUGAAUUGUGUCCCACACCAAACAUACAUGAAGUACUGACCUCCCUAUACAUGGUGUGAUCUGAUAGAAAAAGGGGGUCUUUGUGGCUAAGAUAAGUAGGGUAGUCCUGACUCUAAUGACUGGCAUCUGUACAAGGAAGAGAGAUUUAGAAAUAGACACACAGAAAGAUGAGGUCUGAGGAACCACAGAAACAGAGUGAGUGUGGCAGCUGUGAUCAGGGGAUGCCAAGACUUGUGGAAGAUAACAGUACUCUGGGUAGAUUCUCCCUGGAACUCUAGAAGAAAAACAUACGGCCUUGCUUAUGUUUAUUUUCACCAUUAUUUCAGCCUUCUACCUUUAGAACUGUGGGAUAAUAAAUGUCAAAGUCACUGAAUAUAUGGUAACUUUUUACAGCACUCUCAGAAAACUAGUGCAAGAGUUUAUGUAAUCACAGAUCCCGCACACGUUUCAUGGACUUGUUUCUUGUUAUAGUCUGUGCCCUCACAAUGAAAUAAAACUUGGA